Messenger RNA from Penicillium verhagenii, 729 nucleotides. RefSeq names its product putative TFIID and and SAGA complex TAF10 subunit. The record is from RefSeq and is a predicted model, not a curated record. The coding region runs from base 1 to 729 and encodes 242 amino acids. Gene Ontology annotation, cellular component: nucleus; SAGA complex; transcription factor TFIID complex. Gene Ontology annotation, molecular function: promoter-specific chromatin binding; RNA polymerase II general transcription initiation factor activity. Lineage: Eukaryota; Fungi; Ascomycota; Eurotiomycetes; Eurotiales; Aspergillaceae. The transcript is spliced from 2 exons. Gene Ontology annotation, biological process: transcription initiation at RNA polymerase II promoter.
AUGGCUGAAACUCAACAUCGUCCUUCCCAGCAACCUUCAAACGGAUCACAGGAGCCGCCUGCUCCUACCUCCACCGCACCUCCAGAGACGGCUGACUCUGCUAUCAAACCAGAUCCUGAUCUCGACGCUUCCAUCGAACAAGAUAUCAAUAUGAACGCAGAACAGAAUGCCUCCGGUGCUACCGAUGAGAAUGCGCCUGGCCUUGACUCACUCGCUGCUGCACCGCCACCGACCAAAAAGGAGACUGGUUUGCGCGAGUUUCUAGGCAAGAUGGAUGAUUACGCCCCUAUUAUCCCUGACGCUGUAACAGCCCACUACCUCACUUUGGCCGGCCUUCCACCUCCAGGCACGGGGCCAAACCAAACACCUCCGCACCUCGCCCGCCUCCUCGCGUUGGCCACCCAGAAAUUCGUCUCUGACAUUGCUGCCGACUCAUACCAGUUUGCUCGGAUUCGCGCCUCAAACAGCUCAUCCGCCAGCAACCCGAUGGGCAGUCUGAACGCUGCUUCUGGUCUAGGCGUCCCUGCCGGCAUGGGCGCCGCGCCAGCAGCCAGUGGUGGUGAAAAGGGCGGCAAGGGCAACACCCAUUUGGGUAUCCAACGUCCUGGCUUUGGUGGUGGUGGCUCUGGUGGGUCUGGACAAGGACGGACCGUCUUGACGAUGGAGGAUCUGGGCAUGGCUGUUUCGGAAUAUGGCGUUACCGUCAAGCGGGGAGAAUUUUACCGAUAA